UCAACUUUUUUUAAAUCUCGGUAAAAAUGAGUCAAUUAUAUUUGAGCCCUGAACAUGUACUUCAGGGCGGAUAUUUCCACUCAACGUUGCGAAAACUCCAAGAGCCGAACACUAGCAUUGAGCCGCACAAUAUCAUGUAUCCUGUUUUUCUGUUAGAAAAUGAUGAUGCGAUACAGCCUGUGCCGAGCAUGCCAAAUGUAUACAGAUAUGGUGUCAACCAACUCAUUCCAGCCCUCACUGAGUUGAUGGACAAAGGACUCAAAUCAAUACUUAUCUUUGGCAUCAUUGAGACUUUAGCAAAGGACUCAACUGGCUCUAAUGCAGACUCACCGGGGAACCCAGUACUGAAGGCUCUGCCGAAACUAAGGGCUGCGUUCCCGCAACUGCUUUUAGCAUGUGACGUGUGCCUUUGCCCUUACACCUCUCAUGGGCAUUGCGGGCUGCUCUUAGAGAGUGGCGCGAUAGACCACGCAGCAUCUGUCAAAAGAAUUGCUGCAGUUGCUUUGGCUUAUGCUCAAGCAGGUGCUCAUAUAGUAGCUCCAUCUGACAUGAUGGACAAUAGAAUAAAAGCUAUUAAAGAUGCUUUAGUUGGGCAUAAAUUACAAAAUCAGGUGUCGGUACUGUCCUACUCGUGUAAAUUCGCGUCAUCACUGUACGGACCGUUCCGCGACACCAUGAAGAGCUCUCCAAUGGAGGGUGAUCGCAAGUGCUAUCAAUUACCACCAGGCAGCGCCGCACUUGCUGCUAGAGCUGCUGCAGAGAAUAAAGAUGACUUGUUGAUAUUUUAGGUGUCAGGUGAAUACGCGAUGAUUUCGCGCAGCGGCGACGCUGCAGACAUUCAGACGACCCUCAUGGAGAUGCUCACUUGCAUGAGGAGAGCGGCGCUGGUGUGUGUGCUCUCGGUGGUGUGCGCCGAUGAGAAGAAGGACAAGGAAAAGGACAUUGGCACUGUUAUAGGCAUUGAUUUGGGGACCACAUAUUCAUGUGUUGGUGUGUAUAAGAAUGGCCGUGUGGAGAUCAUUGCGAAUGACCAAGGUAACCGUAUCACCCCCUCAUAUGUGGCAUUUACUGCUGAUGGCGAACGUCUGAUUGGUGAUGCCGCUAAAAAUCAACUGACUACCAAUCCUGAAAACACAGUUUUCGACGCCAAACGUCUCAUUGGUCGUGAGUGGGGUGAUACUACAGUCCAACAUGAUGUAAAGUUCUUCCCCUUCAAAGUAGUUGAAAAGAACAGCAAACCUCACGUUGCUGUCUCGACUGCCCAGGGAGAGAAGAUCUUCGCCCCUGAAGAAAUCUCUGCCAUGGUUCUCACCAAAAUGAAGGAGACUGCUGAAGCCUACCUUGGAAAAAAGGUUACUCAUGCAGUUGUAACUGUUCCUGCAUACUUCAACGAUGCUCAACGUCAAGCUACCAAGGACGCCGGAGCUAUUGCGGGUCUGCAGGUUAUGAGAAUCAUCAAUGAACCUACUGCUGCUGCUAUCGCUUAUGGUCUCGACAAAAAGGACGGAGAGAAGAAUGUACUUGUCUUUGACUUGGGUGGUGGUACUUUCGACGUAUCUCUGCUCACUAUUGAUAAUGGAGUCUUUGAAGUGGUAGCCACCAAUGGUGACACCCAUUUGGGAGGUGAGGACUUCGAUCAGAGAGUCAUGGAGCACUUCAUCAAACUGUACAAAAAGAAGAAGGGCAAGGAUAUUAGGAAAGAUAACCGCGCUGUUCAGAAGCUGCGUCGUGAGGUCGAAAAAGCGAAGAGAGCUCUCUCCUCCAGCCACCAAGUCAAGAUUGAAAUUGAAUCAUUCUUUGAAGGUGAUGACUUCUCUGAAACUCUUACCAGAGCCAAGUUUGAAGAAUUGAACAUGGAUCUGUUCCGUUCCACUCUGAAGCCUGUACAAAAGGUAUUGGAAGAUGCUGACAUGAAUAAGAAAGAUGUUGACGAGAUUGUACUUGUCGGUGGUUCCACCCGUAUCCCCAAAGUUCAGCAACUGGUCAAGGAGUUCUUCAAUGGAAAGGAGCCAUCCCGAGGUAUCAACCCUGACGAGGCUGUCGCUUACGGUGCCGCCGUCCAGGCUGGAGUACUCAGUGGUGAACAGGAAACUGACGCUAUUGUGCUGCUCGACGUUAACCCUCUUACUUUGGGUAUCGAAACUGUCGGCGGUGUUAUGACUAAACUCAUACCCCGUAACACUGUUAUCCCUACAAAGAAAUCUCAGAUCUUCUCUACAGCAAGCGACAACCAACACACUGUCACUAUUCAAGUUUAUGAGGGUGAACGUCCAAUGACGAAAGAUAACCACUUGCUUGGAAAAUUCGAUCUCACUGGCAUUCCACCGGCGCCUCGAGGCAUUCCUCAAAUUGAAGUGACAUUUGAAAUUGAUGCAAACGGUAUCUUGCAAGUAUCAGCAGAGGACAAGGGCACUGGAAACAGGGAAAAGAUUGUCAUUACUAAUGAUCAGAAUAGAUUAACACCAGAAGAUAUUGAAAGGAUGAUCAAGGAUGCAGAGAAAUUCGCCGACGAUGACAAAAAACUAAAGGAAAGAGUGGAAUCAAGAAAUGAACUUGAAAGCUAUGCUUAUUCCAUCAAGAACCAGCUUCAGGACAAAGAGAAACUUGGCGCUAAGGUUGCCGACGACGACAAGUCGAAAAUGGAAGAAGCAAUUGAUGCUGCGAUCAAAUGGCUCGAAGACAACCAGGACGCCGAUUCUGAAGAGUACAAGAAACAAAAGAAACAACUUGAAGAUGUUGUACAGCCAAUUAUUGCUAAACUGUAUCAAGGACAAGGUGGCAUGCCACCACCAGGCGGUCCCGGCGGCGAGGAGGACGAUUUUAAAGAUGAACUGUAAAUUAACAGACUGUAAAUCGUGUGUUAGCCAAAUGUGAUCUCUGGUCACUACAGGUUGUGCUCAACGCGGACCCACCUUCGGAUUGAGCGUAAUCUGUAUAGCACGAAAAGUUAUAUGUUUGAAGUGUUGUGUAUAUUUAUUGUGCGAAUAUGAAUGGGAC
Hyposmocoma kahamanoa is the source of this 2997-nucleotide messenger RNA. RefSeq names its product endoplasmic reticulum chaperone BiP (gene Hsc70-3). Gene Ontology annotation, biological process: endoplasmic reticulum unfolded protein response; tetrapyrrole biosynthetic process; protein refolding. The record is from RefSeq and is a predicted model, not a curated record. The transcript is spliced from 9 exons. Lineage: Eukaryota; Metazoa; Arthropoda; Insecta; Lepidoptera; Cosmopterigidae. Gene Ontology annotation, molecular function: heat shock protein binding; porphobilinogen synthase activity; ATP hydrolysis activity. Gene Ontology annotation, cellular component: membrane; nucleus; endoplasmic reticulum lumen.